Molecule: messenger RNA, 4081 nt
Organism: Sphaerodactylus townsendi
Lineage: Eukaryota; Metazoa; Chordata; Lepidosauria; Squamata; Sphaerodactylidae
Gene: SP3
Product: Sp3 transcription factor
Exons: 7
Coding region: 379-2694 (771 amino acids)
Biological process (GO): regulation of transcription by RNA polymerase II
Molecular function (GO): DNA-binding transcription factor activity, RNA polymerase II-specific; RNA polymerase II cis-regulatory region sequence-specific DNA binding
Source: RefSeq, a predicted model, not a curated record
UCCGGGAGGGCGAGCUGGCGGGCUGGCAAGGAGGAGGUGGCGGCGGUGUCGGCCGGGCCCCCUCUCCCGCGGCAAGCCCCACCUUUCGGCUCCCUCGCACCGUCAAUCAAAAUAGCGGGGGGAAACCCCGGAGUGGGCUCAGGCCGCCGCCGCCAACAUCGCCGCCAACCUCCGCGCGCACCUUAAGCAUGUCCCCAGCGGUGACGGCGGCCGCCUAGCCCCAGUGGCGGCGGCGGCGGCGAGCGGGGCCUGCGCGCGAGAGAGAGAGCGAGCCAGCGAGAGCCUCCUUCCUUCCUUCCUUCUCUCCUCCCUUCCUCCCGGCCGGCAGAAGCUCCCGCGGCGGCUGGCUCGCUCCCCCCCGCCCCGCUCUCACACAGCAUGACCGCUCCCGAGAGGCCCGUGAAGCAAGAGGAAAUGGCUGCCUUGGACGUGGACAGCGGCGCCCAGGGCGAGUAUCUGCAGCACGGCAACGGCGCCUCGGCCGACGCCUCUGACGAGGCCGGCGCCCCCCAGGACGCCCAGCCGUCGCCGCUGGCCUUGCUGGCGGCUACCUGCAGCAAGAUCGGGCCGCCGUCGCCGGACGAGGACGACGAGGAGGAGGACGACGACGACGAAGCCUCGCAGCCAGCCGGAGCGACAGGAGAUUUGGCCUCUGUACAGUUAGCAGGAACACCAAAUAGAUGGGAGGUGCUGUCGGCUACACCCACAACCAUCAAAGAUGAAGCUGGCAAUAUAGUACAGAUCCCAGGAACUGCCACAGUAACUUCGAGUGGGCAGUAUGUCCUUCCCCUUCAGAGUCUGCAGAACCAACAGAUAUUUUCUGUUGCCUCUGGGUCGGAUUCAUCUAAUGGUACCGUCUCUAAUGUCCAAUAUCAAGUAAUACCCCAGAUUCAGACGGCUGAUGGUCAGCAGGUUCAGCUUGGUUUUGCAGCCACUUCUGACAAUGGUAGCGUAAAUCAAGAAACUGGUCAAAUUCAAAUCAUUCCUGGCUCCAAUCAAACCAUAAUUGCAUCUGGAACGUCUUCUAGUAACAUUCAGAAUAUUUUAUCACAGACUGGCCAAGUCCAGGGGGUUACAAUUGGAGGCUCAUCUUUUCCAGGGCAAGCACAGGUGGUUGCUAAUGUCCCUCUCGGUCUGCCAGGAAAUAUUGCUUUUGUUCCUAUCAAUAGUGUUGAUCUAGAUUCUCUGGGACUGAGUGGUUCUCAAACCAUGACUGCGGGCAUUAAUGCCGAUGGACACCUGAUAAGCACUGCGCAGGCAAUGGACAGUUCAGACACUUCUGACAGGACUGCAGAACAGGUUUCUCCUGAAAUGACAGAAACCACUGAUACAGACUUAUUUGUGCCAACGUCAUCAUCUUCGCAACUGCCUGUUACCAUAGACGGUAGUAGUAUACUGGAACAAAAUGCAAACAGCUUGCCCACCACCACUGGGCAGGUACACAGUUCUGAUCUUCAGGGAAACUACAUCCAAACAUCUGUCUCAGAUGAGGCGCAGGCUCAAAACAUUCAGGUCUCCGCAGCACAGCCUAUUGUACAGCAUAUACAGCUGCAAGAGUCUCAGCAAACAACCAGUCAAGCCCAAAUCGUACAAGGUAUUGCGCAACAGACAAUCCAUGGUGUGCAAGCCAGCCAAGGGAUAUCUCAGCAGGCGUUGCAGAAUCUUCAGCUUCAGUUGAACCCUGGAACUUUUUUAAUCCAGGCGCAAACAGUGACCCCGUCCGGGCAGAUAACUUGGCAGACGUUUCAAGUGCAAGGAGUCCAGAACUUGCAGAACUUGCAGCUGCAGAAUGCUCCUGGCCAGCAGAUAACGUUGACUCCAGUGCAGACGCUCACUCUGGGUCAAGUUGCAGCAGGUGGGGCUUUGACGUCGACUCCGGUUAGUCUAAGUACUGCUCAGUUGCCAAAUCUACAGACAGUUACGAUAAAUUCCAUAGACUCUGGCGGCAUUCAGCUGCACCCAGGAGAAAACACGGACAGUCCUGCAGACAUUAGGAUUAAAGAAGAGGAGCCUGACCCUGAAGAGUGGCAGCUUGGCGGCGAUUCAACACUGAACACCAAUGACCUGACCCAUUUGCGAGUGCAGGUGGUAGACGAGGAAGGGGACCAGCCGCAUCAAGAAGGGAAAAGAUUGCGAAGAGUUGCUUGUACCUGUCCUAAUUGCAAAGAAGGUGGCGGAAGGGGCACUAAUUUGGGGAAAAAGAAACAGCACAUCUGUCACAUACCAGGUUGUGGGAAAGUGUACGGGAAGACGUCUCACCUGAGAGCUCAUCUCCGCUGGCAUUCUGGAGAGCGUCCGUUCAUUUGCACUUGGAUGUUCUGUGGCAAAAGGUUUACCCGCAGUGACGAACUGCAGCGACACAGGAGAACGCAUACAGGGGAAAAGAAGUUUGUCUGCCCGGAAUGCUCAAAACGCUUCAUGAGAAGUGACCACCUUGCCAAACACAUUAAAACGCAUCAAAAUAAAAAGGCUAUUCAUGCCAGCAGCACAGUGCUAGCAUCGGUAGAAGCAACACCAGAGGAUACUUUGAUUACUGCAGGUGGAACAACACUUAUCCUUGCUAAUAUCCAACAAGGGUCUGUUUCAGGGAUAGGAACUGUCAAUACAUCUGGCACCAGCAAUCAAGAUAUUCUUACCAAUGCUGAAAUACCUUUACAGCUUGUUACUGUUUCUGGAAACGAGACAAUGGAAUAAAUAUUACACAAGAUACCUAUUAAUUGUGGUUAUUUUUAUACAGUAGUGAGAAGAAUAUUGUUCCUAAGUUCUUAGAUAUCUUUUUAUUGAUGUGCAAAAUUUUUGGAUUGACAGUAACUUGGUUAUACACGACACUGAAAUGCCUUACUUUGUAUGAUAUUCCAUAGUAUAUUAAAAUGGUAAAAUUGCAUGGGUUUUGUAGGUACUUUUGGAAUCUAGGAGAGAUUAAAUUUUACCAACUUGUAUAAAAAAAUUAACGAUGGAAAUGGUAGUCUAAUCAAAUGCAUCAAUCCUUUGUGGUUUAGUGUAAAAAUGAGAACAUGUUGGUAUUUAUCUAUUGUAAGAUAAAAAGUUGAUUGGUGAAAAGAAAUCAUGUUAUGAUAAAAGAAAUUUUGUAAUUUUCUUGAUGACUGGAAUUUUUAUUAUGCAUAACUGACAAAUCAAGUUUCCAGGCAAAUGUUACAUAGUGUAGGCUUUACUUAGCUCAUCAAGUUGUCAUUUUGAAGCUAAUUAUUUUAAUUAGGUUAACUAUGUACAAUAUUUUAAGCAUUACUCUUGUAAGAUUUUGAAAAUUACAUUUUAACAUGGAAUAGGGAUAGUUUAAAUCCUGUCGAAAAAGCCAUGUUUAAGGUUUAAUUUUGCCAAAAUAAUGUCUUGUUAAUAUACUUUCAAUAAUCAAUUUGGACAAUAUAACCAAUGUUUUAAAAUAUUCAGAGGCUUAGAAAAAUAGGUUGCAGCAUUUUGGGUGGUAAAACAGAUAUUAUUAAGAAAGAUCCCUUUUCUUUAAUAUUGGAGGACCAAAAACCAAGGGAUGUUCAUUUCAGCAGUGGUUUUAUCUUGUCUCCAAAAAUAUGUCAGGACCUUAAAAGCCAUCAUGUAAAUUACCAGUUAAAACAUAUGCAAAUGAUGGAAAACCAGUUCCAUAGGGACAGUACUUCAAACCACAUUAAUAUUAGUCAUAGAGAAACAAUAAUAAUUUUGCAAGGCUUUCUUCUGUUAAUCUUUUGGUUAGUUGAUUUGCAUUUAAAUGUCCACAUCUUUCCUUUAUGCUUUUCCUCUUAAAUUGUAUGUAUCCAGUACAUUUAACUGAUAAACAUAUAUGUUUUUUAUUAAGCUGAAUUCUUUUUUAUUUUUUAAUUACUGUUUAUAUUUUCAAUUAUAGAAACAUGUACAAACUUAAUUUGCAUAGCCGGUCUGUAAGUGCUCUACCAUUUUACAAAAAAAAAAAAAGUACAAUAAUUACAGCAGUUCACCUAUUUACAAACUUUUGGAAAUCUGUUCAUUUGUUCUUAAAACCACCUCAAAUUUAAAGGCUACCUUAUUGUACGUUUAAAGUGUAUUAUAACAGUGUGGUAGUUAAUAAAACACUAUUUUUUUUCCCUUUUGA